Molecule: messenger RNA, 2292 nt
Organism: Sitodiplosis mosellana (orange wheat blossom midge)
Lineage: Eukaryota; Metazoa; Arthropoda; Insecta; Diptera; Cecidomyiidae
Product: pancreatic triacylglycerol lipase-like
Exons: 9
Coding region: 538-1674 (378 amino acids)
Biological process (GO): lipid metabolic process
Molecular function (GO): lipase activity
Source: RefSeq, a predicted model, not a curated record
UAUCUCACUUCAUCAUACUGUGUGUGUAUGACUAUAAUUCAUCGCAAACGUGAAACGAAACGAACGGAACGGAACGAAGUGAACUGUGUGCGUACUCAUCCAGGCUGACUAACUCCAAAAAUAGAGUAACAAAAAACAACGAUUUGAUUUCGCCGAAUAACGCGCGUUCAAAAAACUCAAUUUUGUGCAUAUCAUUCAACGACUAAACGACAAAACGGAAACUCAAAACGACCGAUCCAACUAAGAAAAUUGUUUUUUUGCGUGUAUAAUUUUACGUUUGAAGUGCUCAUCAAAAAAGGUUUCAUUCGCACACUUUUCAACCCGGGUCGAUUGCUGUUAUUGUUGGUGGUGGUGGUGGUGCUGCUGAUUCUGUUGCUGCUAUUGCCGGUCGCAUGUGAAGACGAACAACGGCGGAAAAACUCCAACGCAAGUGUGAUACACUGUAAAAGGAGGAGUUCAUUGAGCACAGUGCACCGUUCACAUCGAACCAACGACAGACAGAAAGCGAGAGAGAGCAAACGCGUACUAUAAAUAAAAAUGAUUGACACAAACAUUCGACCAUUGAAACUAUCGUGCUUGUUAAUGUUAAUGGUCAUACUGAUGGAAGCGGUGAUGGGGAUGAGUAUCGCGGCGGACGCAUAUACCGAACCAGAACCAAGCGAAACGUAUGGCCAAGCAACAAACUAUACAAAUGAAAAUGAAGACUAUGGCGUGACUUGGAUGUAUAUUCCCGAUGGUGAUGGCGUUCCACAAGUUGCAUAUCUAACUGAAGAAAGUGAAACAUCUCGGGGCCGUCGUAAAAAUGUCAAAGAUGCUGUACGUUUUGAGCUGUACACGCAGAUAUCGGGCCCAGCAAAAGUGAUGCAAAUGAACAGACGGAAUCGGCGAAGUGUCGACGAAUUUGCGGAAGCAUUCAACAAAGAUGUGCCAACAUACAUUGUGGCACAUGGUUGGAAAUCCAGCACAAGCAGCGAUACGGUGCAGAAUAUCAAGGAUAAUUAUUUAAAAACCAGAUACUGUAAUGUAAUUGCCGUCGAUUGGACUGAACUGGCAUCGAAUAAUUUUUAUUUUACUCCAGCUCGCCAAACUCGAGAGGUUGGCAAAUACAUAGCCGAAAUGAUCGACUUCUUGUGCACGGAAAAAGGUGCUGAUAUCAAUAAAUUUCAUCUAAUUGGGCAUAGCCUUGGAAGUCAUGCGGUUGGAUAUGCUGGAAUGUACACAAAGUCCGGGAAAAUACCACGAAUCACUGGAUUGGAUCCGGCAAAGCCCAUGUUUGAAAAUAUGUCAGACAAUGAUGGGUCGCUGGACAAAUCGGACGCUGAAUUCGUGGAUAUUAUUCAUUCGUGUGCCGGCGUUUUGGGUUACACAAAACCAUUGGGUCACGUUGAUUUUUAUCCAAAUGGGGGUCGAGCAUCUCAGCCAGGUUGCCGAGGAAUAUUCAAAGAGCUCUUAGAGGCAUGCAGUCAUGGUCGAUCCCAUCAGUAUUUUGCCGCUUCCAUUCUAAAAGAGAAUGUCUUCACUGGUUAUCCAUGCACAUCGUAUGAAUCGUACCGGACUGGCACAUGUAAAAAGGAGAAUGGCAUUCGAAUGGGUGAUCCGGUGCCAAAAACUGCUCGUGGCAUUUACUACUUGAAAACAUCCAGUUCGUCGCCCUAUGCACAGGGUCACAAAUAAAUUAGAUAUUUUUCUCUUAAUUAUAUCAUUAAUAACGACGCUCUUCUCUAUUUUCGGAUUUUUCGUUUUGACUUCCCCACACACACACACAUGCUCACAACAAAUAUGCUCGGCAUCAAAAUUUUAGAUCGGGGCGACAAGAACGUGUUCGUGUGUGCUUAUGUGCUUGUUUGUGUACGUAUGUCUGUAUGCAUAUAAAACCGACAAUUUCUCGUCUAUUAUUCGAGCUGUAGCGCAAAAUUAUAGAAACGAAAACACAAAACUGACACAACAAAACACAAUGCAACGAUUCUCUUGCCCACUUCAUUUCAUUCCGGCCCAAAACUUCCAUACAGCAGCUACAUUCUCAGUCAACCGAGAUGGAGAAGAGAAACGUUUCCUUUGAUUCAAUUAACUUUAUUUGCUACAUUGAAUUCGGCGCUUAAGAUAUUUAUUUAUUUCAUGCACUAAUUUAUUGUUAAGUAUUUAUCAUUAUCAUUACUGCAUACAAACUGAUGUACACUUCUUCCGAAGUUAUUAAAUAUUUAUUCGAAUGUGGUUUGAUCCUCAAACCAAGUAAAUGGCACGUAGUCGUGCGCGUUCGUACGUUCGUUUGUUCGCUUAUUUCCUCGGAAAACA